CCUCAAGUACACCACCUCUUCCACCACCCGAUCGCCGAUCACUCCUUCUCUGCCGACCGCAAGACUCUCGCCGUUGCUAGAGACAACACGGUCGAGCUGUACUCUUCCAAUGGCUCCCGCUUCGCCUUGAACGACGAGCUGCGCGGCCAUGACAAGCUCAUCACCGGCGUCGACAUUGCUCCCAACUCGGGCAAGAUAGUUACCUGCUCUCAAGACCGCAAUGCAUACGUCUGGGAGCCUUCGAACGGCUCCUGGCGCCCCACUCUUGUCCUCCUCCGCAUCAACAGAGCCGCCACAUGCGUGCGAUGGUCUCCCAACGAGGCCAAGUUCGCUGUCGGAAGCGGUGCCAGAGUUGCUGCCAUCUGCUACUUUGAAGAGGAAAACGACUGGUGGGUGUCCAAGCACCUCAAGAAGCCCCUUCGUAGCACCGUCACCAGCGUCGCAUGGCACCCCAACAGUGUCUUGGUUGCUUUGGGCAGCACCGAUGGCCAUGCUCGUGUCCUCAGUGCCUUCAUCAAGGGUGUCGAUGAGAGACCGGCGCCCUCGGUCUGGGGUGAGCGUCUGCCAUUCAACACCAUCUGCGGAGAGUUCUUGAACCAGACUGCUGGUUGGGUCAAGAGCGUUGCCUUCAGUCCUUCUGGAGAUGCCGUCGCCUUUGUCAGUCACGACUCGACCAUGACUGUCGCUUACCCCGCCGGAGAAGGCCAGCCUCCUCACGCAGUCAUCAACAUUAGCACGCAAGUCCUCCCCUUCGCUGAUCUUCUCUGGAUUGCUGAGGGUGAGAUUGUUUGUGCCGGCUAUGACUGUGAACCUUUCCGUUUCUCGGGCUCGGCAUCCGGUUGGUCGCUCGUAGGAUCGCUUGACAGCACUUCAAAGUCUGGCGCAGCAAACCAGCGCGACGAGUCUGCUCUCAACAUGUUUAGACAGAUGGACCUCCGCGGCAAGGUUAUUGACGAUACACAACUCAAGACCGUCCACCAAAACUCCAUCAGUACUGUCCGCGCAUAUGCCGGUUCUCCUGAUGCUGUCAGUCAAAUCAGUACUAGUGGUGUCGAUGGUCGCGUCGUUGUCUGGAACCUG
Messenger RNA from Aureobasidium vineae, 1080 nucleotides. Lineage: Eukaryota; Fungi; Ascomycota; Dothideomycetes; Dothideales; Saccotheciaceae. The record is from the annotation of a GenBank genome assembly.